Molecule: messenger RNA, 1379 nt
Organism: Brassica napus (rape)
Lineage: Eukaryota; Viridiplantae; Streptophyta; Magnoliopsida; Brassicales; Brassicaceae
Product: putative methyltransferase DDB_G0268948
Exons: 3
Coding region: 53-889 (278 amino acids)
Molecular function (GO): S-adenosylmethionine-dependent methyltransferase activity
Source: RefSeq, a predicted model, not a curated record
UUUGUUCCUUCCAAAUUUUCAAGACUAUUAUAUGUAAACUCAUGAAGCAGAAAUGCAGUUUAUUAACCAGAAGCAACGAGAAAGAAAGAAAAAAAACGAAAAAAUGGCUCAAAUGGCUACUCUGACGGCAAAGCAAGCUAAUGAAUACUUGAACGCAAGGCCAAAAUAUCCGACAAUAUGGUACAAAGUGUUGGCUGGUCGAACCAGCAACCAUAAGGUGGCUUGGGAUGUUGGGACCGGCAACGGUCAGGCUGCUCUUGGGGUCGCUGAUUACUACGAAAAAGUGGUGGCAACUGAUAUAAACGAGAAACAAAUCAGUCUUGCAAAGCCGCACCCAAAAGUCACAUACCUUCACACUCCAGCAUCGAUGUCAGACGACGAUCUAGUGGCUAAACUCGGUGGAGAAAACUCCAUAGAUCUCAUUGUAGCCGCUCAGUCUCUUCACUAUUUCGACCUUAAAAGAUUCUAUGCCAUAGUGAGACGUGUUCUUCGUAAAGAAGGUGGUAUAAUCGCGGUUUGGGUCUACAACGACCUCGUGGUUACCCCAAAGGUUGAUGCCAUCAUGAAACGUUUGGUGGAUUCAACAAAACCGUACAGAACCCCGACUAUGAAUUUGGCGUUUGAUGGUUAUAAGGCAAUAGAGUUUCCUUUCAAAAAUAUAAGAUUGGGGACUCAAGGAAGACCUAAAGCUCUCGAGAUUCCACAUAAGCUUUCGCUUGAUGGGUAUUUAGGGUUUUUUAAAUCCUGGCAGCCUCUAGUGAAGGCUAAGGAGCAAGGAGCAGAGCUUUUAAAACCUUCGAUGAUUAAUGAGUUUAAGGAAGCUUGGGGUGAUCAGAAUCAAGUCAAGGAUGUUGCUUACAGAGCAUUUAUGCUCGCUGGAAAACUCUAGUCAUGUGAUCUGAUGGGCAUAUCGUGGAGAGAGAAAGAACCACAGAAACCAACAAGGUCUUACUAUAAGAAAAUUCAUGAACAAGCCAGGUGUUAGUACUCUAGAGAAACAGAGUAUACACAAGCAUGUUAUUUGAGCCAAUAGCACACUCGAACUCUAAGCCCAAUGAACCAGUGGAGUCUUAUAUGACGACGUUGCAGAUUUCUGCUGAUUUGCUUACUGGUUUUCCAGGAACAGAGAUUAAUUUGUGAUAUGAAUUAUUGAAACCAAGAUGGCGUAUGCGUAUAUGAUGUUGUUAUCUUUGUUCCAUUAAGAUCGAUAGCUUAGAGAGUUGGUAAUUGUAGUUGUCUUAAUUAUUGUUCGGUGAAUCAUACAAGUUGAAUUUUGCUUGUUUCACAAGCUUCUUCAUUGUCGUGAUACUACUUGUUGCAUAUGGGCUUUUCAGUCAUUCGUUUGUGAUUAAUUAAGUUAAAGUAAAUUAGUCUUACAA